This is a messenger RNA of Capsaspora owczarzaki ATCC 30864, 2796 nucleotides long. RefSeq names its product mannosyltransferase. The record is from RefSeq and is a predicted model, not a curated record. Gene Ontology annotation, molecular function: dolichyl-phosphate-mannose-protein mannosyltransferase activity. Gene Ontology annotation, cellular component: endoplasmic reticulum; membrane. NCBI's taxonomy places the organism in Eukaryota, Filasterea, Ministeriida, Capsasporidae. Bases 55 to 2691 code for a protein of 878 amino acids. The transcript has 8 exons. Gene Ontology annotation, biological process: protein O-linked glycosylation via mannose.
CAUCAUCAGCAUCAGCAUCAGCAGCAUCAGCAUCAGCAUCAGCAGCAAGGACAGAUGUGGAGCGGACACGAUCAAGCAAUGGCGGCGCACAACGGAGCUGGAUCCGGAGCCACCAAGCCACCCGGAGCGGGAUACGACAGAUCUGCGUCAGGAUCGGCAUUCUCACCGCCUGCAGGUCACUCGGGCAACAGCGCAGGGCUGAGCUAUGGGCACGAGAUGGACAUGCAGUUCAGCCAGCAACGUCACCAAGACUCUUCUGCUGCCUUCCAUCAUCAUCAUCAGCAAGAGCAGCAGGUGCAGCAUAAUCAACAGCUCCAGGCACCGGCAUAUGCCAUUCAGUCGUCGAUGGCUGGAUUCGCAGCCCCAACCGGAAGCUAUGGUCUACAUUCCCGACACUCGUAUGCCAAUCCGCUCCCGUACUCUGAUUUCAAUGCGUCCCCGUCUGAUGAACAUGGCCACGGCUCUCUGCACGACAGCGACGAAAACACUGAGCGCCAGAGCGACCGCUACAGUCCGUACGCAAAGUCCUCGCAUUCCGAACCCUCCUUGGGCCGCCGCUCUCCGUCGCCCUCCCGCACCAAGGCGGACAAGGCGCUCCCUUGGUUCCUCGGCACGCCAUGGCACCGUCGUCGCUUUGUCGCAUUCCUGUUCCUGGUGUUGGGAUUUGCCACCCGCUUUUACAUGAUCCAGCACCCGCAUCAAGUCGUGUUUGAUGAGGUGCAUUUUGGCGGUUUUGCCAGCCACUACAUGCGCAGGACGUACUUUUUCGAUGUGCAUCCGCCCACCGGAAAGUUGAUGAUUGCACUCGCGGGGUAUCUCGCUGGGUACGAUGGCCAGUUUACGUUCAAGGAUAUCGGCAUGGAUUACACAAAAGCACCAACACACGUGCCCUACGUUGCCAUGCGAAGUGUACCUGCGACUUGUGGAGCUCUACUCGUGCCGCUAGUGUUUUUGAUCAUGAUGGAAUUUGGCUUUUCCAUUCAUGGCUCGGCACUGGCGGCAGCCAUGGUGUUGCUCGAGAACGGAUUUGUGACACAGUCACGCCUCAUCCUGCUCGAUUCCAUGCUCUUGUUCUUCAUCGCCUGCUCGGUCUACUCAAUUGCCAAGUUUAGCAACCUUCGCUCGCGCGAGUUCACUCCCGAGUGGUUCAAGUGGCUCGGGCUGACUGGUGUUUCACUCGGAUUGGCCCUCAGCGUCAAAUGGGUUGGCCUGUUUGUGAUUGCGCUUGUUGGCCUGCACACCAUUCGGGAUCUCUGGCGUUUGUUGGCAGACCUUCGACAGUCCAUGACAGAUCUGCUCCUCCACUUCCUGGUCCGAGCCCUUGGUCUGAUCGCCAUUCCUAUGGUCAUUUAUGCCACCUCAUUCUACAUUCAUUUUGCUAUUCUCAACACGAGCGGCCCUGGAAACGCAUUCAUGAGCUCUGACUUUGUGUCGGGCCUGAAAGGUGUCAUUGAAACAACCAACACUGCUGUGACCUAUGGCUCUCAAAUCACAAUGCAACACGUCAACACAAAUGCCUACUUCCACUCGCAUUCGCACGACUACCCUGGAGGCAGCAAGCAGCAGCAAAUUACGACGUAUGCACACAAAGACCACAACAACUGGUGGGUCAUCCGCCGUGCCACAACCUCCUCGGGCAACGAGACCUUUGCGGCUUUGCCCAACCCUUCGCAGUCGGUCAACGUCGCGUCCGGCGAUUUUGUGUUCUUGACCCACGUCGGAAGCGAGAAAGGCCUGUACAUGCAUGGCUACGCUGCACCAGUCACUGCUGGCAUGUACGAAGUGAGCGCCGCCGAUGACGACGGUCAUCCGUGGGAACUUGUCUUUUACAAGGCAAACAACGAGGCCGUCCCGGACACGCUGACGAUUGCCAAGCCCCGAUUCCAGCUCAUUCGGUCGACCGGCUCCAUUCGCUGUGCGCUCUUUAGUCACGCCGUCCAGCUCCCCGAGUGGGGCUUUCGGCAGAACGAGGCGGCCUGCACCACCGAUCUCCACCAUCCCGGCACCGUUUGGCAGGUGACCGAGCUGAAUGCUGUCAAGCAUGCUGGAUUUUCUACAACCCCGGCUAAAACGGAUCGCAGUGGCAUUUUGACUCGACUGAAGGACAUUGCAGACAUUCAAGUGAUUGCAUGGGAAGCAAACAAGCGCUUGACGGGCGAGCAUGUCUUCCAAUCACGGCCAGAGUCGUGGCCCAUCCUUUCACGAGGCAUCUCGUUCUGGCAAAGCGCGGGCAAGCGCAUGCAAGUGUACUUGCUGGGAAAUCCUCUCCUGUACUGGGCGUUCAUCCCCAUGGUUGGCAUCUACUUUAUGAUUUUUGGCGUUUAUAUUAUUCGAACGCGACGAGGGUGCCACGACAUGGACGCUGAAGGAAAACGCAAAUUCCAAUUGAUUGGCGACUUUUUCUUGUUAGGAUGGCUCCUACACUACAUUCCCUUUUUUGCAAUGGAGCGUCAGCUCUUCCUACACCACUACCUGCCCGCGCACAUGUUUGGUAUUCUUGCUGUUGCAGCGCUGUUCGAUCACUUGCUCGUGCGACUCCAAGAUCGAUGGAGGCGUCGACUCCUCGGUCUCCUGCUGGUCACAUUCCUGUACGGCUUUUGGUACUUUGCUCCCUUGUCGUACGCCUCUCCGAUCGAGGUUGCGGAUGUCCCGAAAAUGAAGUGGCUGUCCACUUGGGAUUUCAUGCUGUAAACGUCCCUCGCGAAACGGCAGUGCUUUUGUGCUUUUGUGAUGUUGUUGUAUGUAUUCUUGAGAGUAUUAUUGAAAGACAUUGUUUCGAAUGAAUCAUUGUGAGUG